Cetraspora pellucida is the source of this 891-nucleotide messenger RNA. NCBI's taxonomy places the organism in Eukaryota, Fungi, Glomeromycota, Glomeromycetes, Diversisporales, Gigasporaceae. The record is from the annotation of a GenBank genome assembly.
AUGAUAGCUUUUGAGAGCAAGCCUGUAGUGAAAGAUAAACUUGUUCUUAAAAAAUUAGUAAAAUAUGAACCUAUGGAAAGCAAACCUUUAGAGAUUAUUAUCAAAGAUGAACUUGUGACAGAUGAAAAUGUGAAAACCUUGGAGUGCAAAAUUGUGAAAAACAGAUAUGAAAAUUUGGGAGUAAGCAAAAAUAUAAAGACAAUGAAAGGCAAAACUAUAGAGGAUGAAACUAUGAAAUAUAAAACAGUGGAAUGUGAAAAUAUGAGUAUCGAAUCUUCUUUACUUAAACAACAAAAAGAAGAUCCUAUGAUGUUUGUUCAACCUUUAAUAAAUCCUAAUAGUAAUCGACUAUCUGAGAUGCAAACUAUGCAAUGUAUUGAAUUUAUUAAUGCACUUAUACAUAAGGCAGUUACAUUUAGUUCUAAUAUGUCAGAAGUAGCUAAAGCUUUAGAACUUCAUAUAGAAAAGAAGGAAUUAAAUAAGAAUGAGAAUAAUAUGUGCAGUCUUAUUCCUAAACAUUAUUAUAAUAUUCAAGAAGCUCAGAUUUACAAUCAUCUACAAAAGAAAAUAGAUUAUGGUCACAUUAUGGGACAUUUCAAAAAAGUGCUAAACUAUUUAUUAGAGGAUAAUAAUCAAAAUGAUUUAGAUAAACUUAUUCUAUCUUAUAUUGCUAAAAAGAAAACAAUAUCUGGUGGACCUUCUAACAAAAGAUUAAAGGCCUCUAAUAAAGAUAAAAGUAAGAGCAGUAAUAGUAAAACACAAAUAGUAGUUUAUAACAAUGUUGAGAGUGAUAAUAGUAAAAUUGAUACAAAUAGGCAUAAGUGUAGAUUGUGUUAUAAAAAAGGUCAUUAUGCUCUUAGAUGUUCUAAUAAGAAAAAUAAACAAAUCUAA